This is a messenger RNA of Spodoptera litura, 2893 nucleotides long. RefSeq names its product ATP-binding cassette sub-family B member 10, mitochondrial. Gene Ontology annotation, biological process: oligopeptide export from mitochondrion. The record is from RefSeq and is a predicted model, not a curated record. Gene Ontology annotation, cellular component: mitochondrial inner membrane. Gene Ontology annotation, molecular function: ATP binding; ABC-type oligopeptide transporter activity; ATP hydrolysis activity. NCBI's taxonomy places the organism in Eukaryota, Metazoa, Arthropoda, Insecta, Lepidoptera, Noctuidae.
UGAAACGUCAAAUUUGACAGUUAUCAUGUUUACGGGAAGAUGAGGUGUUUUAUUUUGUCUGGUUUUUAGUUAGAAACUUCUAAAAAAAAUUUAAAAUGUUACAGCGAUUAAUUUAUAGUAGUUUUGAACUGAAAAUAACUCGUAAAAAUUCACAGUUACUGUUUAAUAUUCCGACAAAAGCUUCAUUGUGUCAACAGUGUGGAACCAGGUUAUACUCUCGAUACAAAACGCCAGUAAUAAGAAAUUAUUAUGAAAGAAACUUCUAUAAUAAAUAUGGGACAUUCAAUCCUAAGAUCCGGUGGUAUACAACCCAAGUGGAUGCUGAUAAGAAAAAUGAGCCUAUCGGAAAUGUUGAAGAAAAAAAUGAUAUAGUAUCUACGAAAAAGAUCAAUGUCAAAUUAAAGACAUCAGAUUUAAAACGAUUAUUUUCACUAGCAGAGCCUGAAAAAUGGACCCUAGCUGGUGCUAUUGGUUUCCUGGUAGUAUCGUCUAGUGUUACUAUGGCUAUACCAUUCUCUCUGGGAAAGGUGCUGGAUAUCAUAUACAGUAGCACAAGUGACCUGGGCGCUGCCCGGGAGAAGCUGGACACUUUAUGUUUGAUGUUGUGUGGAGUAUUCCUUAUUGGAGGCCUUUGUAACUUUGGCAGGGUUUAUUUGAUGUCUAUAUCAGGACAAAGAAUGACACAAUCUCUUCGCAAGCAAGUUUAUGGUGCAAUAAUGAGACAAGAACCUGCUUGGUUUGGCAGAACUUCAACUGGAGAACUAGUAAACAGGUUAUCAGCUGACACACAGCUCGUUGGUCGGAACCUUAGUCAAAAUGUCAGUGACGGGUUGCGCUCACUUUUCAUGGUUGGUGCGGGGACUGGGAUGAUGAUUUACAUGUCACCAUCCCUGGCGCUGAUUGGGUUAUGUGUGGUGCCCCCGGUGUCUAUGUUGGCUGUGAUAUACGGGAGAUUUGUGCGCGGUAUUACAAAGCAGCUACAGGAUGCAUUGGCUGAGUCUAGCGAGUUGGCUGAAGAGAAGAUCUCUAACAUAAAGACUGUAAAAGCAUUUAGUAAAGAAGAAGCAGAGUGUAAAACUUAUGCACAACGAAUAGAAAAUUUAUUGACACUUGCAUAUAAGGAGUCGUUGGCUGUUGGCAGCUUCUAUGGACUGACGGGACUCGCAGGGAACACGAUAAUUAUCCUAGUCCUUUACUAUGGAGGUGGUAUGGUUGCUACAGAACAGCUCACAGUCGGUAACCUGACGUCAUUCCUUUUGUACGCUGCGUACGUGGGCAUCAGUAUUGGUGGACUAAGCACUUUCUAUACAGAACUGAAUAAAGGGCUAGGUGCAGCGACUCGGCUGUGGGAUAUUAUUGAUAGACAACCUGCUAUUCCUGUCUCAGGUGGCAUGAAACCAGCACAGAGGCCUAAAGGCGAACUGAUUCUAGACAACGUAUUCUUUACAUACGCUGAAGCGCCGUUACUCAAAGGAGUGAACUUGCACCUUCGACCGGGAAGGUCAAUAGCCUUGGUCGGCAGGUCGGGAUGCGGCAAGAGUACUAUAGCUUCGUUGAUAAUGAGGUUAUAUGACCCUAAUAAGGGUAGGGUGCUAUUAGAUGGCGUGGAUAUCAAAGACUUGGAUCCCGUAUGGCUGAGGAGUCACAUUGGUUUUGUUAGCCAGGAACCAGUAUUAUUUAGCGGAACAAUAAAAGAAAAUAUUCUAUAUGGUGCUUUAGAUGAAGAUCUCGAUAAACAAUUAUUAAACGACAUAAAUGAUAAAGAAGACUUGCCGUGGAUGGCAGCAGCUCGCACGGCGCAUUUACAAGAGUUAGUACACGCUACUAGCGACGGGUUUAACAGGCAGGUCGGCGCUAGAGGCGGACAGCUCAGCGGUGGACAGAAACAGAGGGUUGCUAUAGCUAGGGCUAUUGUUAAGAACCCAAAAAUCCUUAUAUUAGACGAAGCUACCUCAGCACUGGACGCGUACUCCGAAUUUUUAGUAGACAACGCUCUGAAGGAAAUCAGUAAAGAUCGAACUGUUCUCACUAUUGCUCAUAGACUUAGUACUAUUCAGUCAGCGGAUGAAGUAGCGGUUAUGGAGAACGGGGUCAUCAUAGAAAGGGGACCCUACCAAGAACUGAUAACGAAACCAUGCGGUUUCUUCAAGGAACUUAUGAACCACCAAACAUUCGCAAAGAAAAGUCACGAACCAGACGUAAAACAACCUUCAUAACAUAUACUCUUAUUUAAAUGUCCCUAAAUUGUGAACGUGUUGUCGAAACAAGUACCUAGAUGCAAUUUUUAAAUAAUAGUUUUAAUUUUUUCCAAUGUUAUCUAUAUAUUUAUGUAAUUGAUAUGUUAAUUAAUCUUUUUAAACUAUGUUAUUCAAAUAGUGGGCAGUAAAAACCUGCAUUAUACAAAACAUACUUACUUCCUGUUAUUAGUUAAAAUAUUUUAAUGGUCAUUAGAAAAACAUAGUAAAAUAUUUUAUAAAUGAACGCUAAUGUUUAUUUAUCAGUGGCUAGGGUGUACGGUUUCACUAGGAAAUUCGACCCUAAACAUGAGCAGGAAUUGAAACCUUUUUUCAGAAAUACAUGUUGCCAUGUUUAGAAAUGAAGAUAAUAAAAGAAACUUUAUAAAUCCUUAGCCACUUAUUUAUCCUGAAUAAGUGUGAUAAAUGCUAUAAUUAGGUGAUAGUCUAUUUUAUUUUAUUUAUGUGGCAUGGAACAAAUGCAAUACCUAUGUGGGCUUAAUGUGUUCAAAAUGACGGAAAGUCAAAUUGUUACAUAUUAUUAUGUAAUUUAUUAAAUUAAAUUUUAUCUUAUAAGAUUUAAAUCUAUAGAGUGACAAACGGGUAAAGGAAUAUUUUUGUCUGACACAAAUAAAGUGGUUGUCGUUAUUUUAAUAAUG